Messenger RNA from Magallana angulata, 2487 nucleotides. RefSeq lists its product as uncharacterized. The record is from RefSeq and is a predicted model, not a curated record. Gene Ontology annotation, molecular function: protein binding. Bases 268 to 2316 code for a protein of 682 amino acids. Lineage: Eukaryota; Metazoa; Mollusca; Bivalvia; Ostreida; Ostreidae. The transcript has 2 exons.
UUGACUUACUAGUAUCUUAACACUGCAUUGGCUAUUUGCCAGAUAAAUAGUGUAAACAGCUUGUAUCAGGUGGUAUGGACAAUUAAACAUACGCAAGUAACCCCACUAUUCCAUGUAUUUGAUCUGAAAAUUUUCAUUCAAUGGGAUUUUGUAUGUUUGGAUCAGCUGUCUACUAAUUUUUAAAGGCAAUUUUUAAGAUUCUCCCAGUCAUAAAGUUGGUGUACUUUCGUACUUGUGAUAUUAGAUUCAUUACUACGCUAGUCCUAUAUGGGUAACCAACCUGAAUGCUACAAAGUUUCCUAUCUUUGGAGAGGGUGUGAUCAUCUAAUGGGAUUUAAAGAAUUUGUAGACAUACGUCGAAUCGUCAAACCAACAUGGAUAGACCUUUCAAAUCGAGAAAGCGUCUUUCAAAGAAAGUCGAUAGGAAGUUUUGGAGAUGGAAUAAGGUUUCAAAGUAAUACCUUCGACGAUCUUUACAUAUUUAGAAACAUUCUUGUUUUAUCUGAAGAAGAUAUAAAGAAUUCGUUUGCGUCAAUCGAUACGAAAAUAACAUUAAUAGCAGAUUUUGCUGAUCCUGGAUAUUGCAUAUUAAGAUAUAUAUCUGGUAAAGUGUUCUCAGAUGAUCUAUAUGACUCUGACAGUAACUCUUCGAUAUGUUUCUCAAGCGCCAAAUUUAUGGACAAAUGCUUGAAUUUAAGAUCAGGAAUUGCGAGAUCAAAGGGACCGGUCAUUUUAGAUGAUGGGGAAACUACCGUAUGCGCACUUCCUUUCUUCAGUUGGCCCCCCGUCGCCAAGGAAUGGAUCACGAGAAAUCGGAACAGAUGUUGGCCAACAAUAGAAACGAUAAAUCGAGUUAUAUUUGAUGGUUGCCAUUGCGUCCCAGUUGGUAACCCAGCAUCUACUACAAAACAUCUGGAAUGGCAACUUAAUUUUUCAGUUGCAGAAUGCACCUUAGUACACUCCAUGGAUCAUGGUCUUUUUAAGCUCUACCAGAUCUUGAAAAUUCUUAUCCACGAACGACUGAACAAUAUGGACGAAUGCGGGGAAUGUGUGUCGUCAUACAUGAUAAAAACGUUGAUGUUUUGGAUGUGCGAGGACAAAUUACCAAACUUCAUCUGUGCACAAAAUUUGAGAGAGAGUAUUGACGAAUGUUUGACGCAAUUAGAGGAAUGGAUCAGGAAGGAUUCCAUUCCUCACUACUUUAUCCCAAAGCGAAACCUCAUUGAAAAAAAGUUAAGGCCAUUUCAGAAAGCUACAAUUCUGGAAAGAAUUUUAAUCAUGAGAAGCAAUGUUUUAUGUGAAUUAUUAAAUUGUUCAUCUUUCAAACAAGUUAAAUUAGAUGUUACAGCCGAACCUCCUAUUCCUUUACAUGAUCUCGAUAUUACGUCAGAGGAUUUAAAAACAAGGAGCGAAUUUGUUUUCUUCGAAAACGUUGGGAAUUGGUAUUUUAGUGGCAUGCUACUUCCUCGAGCCUUAAAAUAUCUUCAAAACAUUGAAAAUGCGUAUUCAUUUGAUAAUUUAAGUGACUUACAAGUCAGUGUUGCUAAGCAAAUGUAUUAUACGAUUGCAAAUACCGCUGGAAAAAAUGCCUUUCGAGUAGUAAGAAAUUCAAAUAAUGAUAAAAGAAAGUAUCAUGUCCUACGCCUUUCGGAAGCAUUUCUAAAAAUCGGAUGCUCAACAGAUGUGACUAGCGGAAAACUUUCCUUAGCUACCUUGUAUUUCUGCCUGGGGAAGACUCGAAAAUGCAUCAUUGUUACUGAUGCAUUAUUGCGUGGAAUCGUGCCCUAUACGGUGUACUUACGAAAUUUGACAACCGUGUCAAACAAUUCUGCUCGUUGCAAGCUUUACCAAGAAGUCAUUCACCCACAACCCAUUCCUUUAUCCCUGAAAAUGAAGCGGGGCUGUGUGGCUGAUAUUGAAAUUAUCCGAUCAACGUUUUUGUGGCCUGCAGCCAUUAGCUUAGAGAUCGAAUCAUUCCCUUAUAAAACGAAACUGAUAAAUGUGCCAGCAUUGGUUUAUUUGUAUUUCCUGAGGUUUUUAUGUUUUGAGAUGCGUGGAGAUAGUAUUCUCAAAAUGGAGGCAUUGUCAAACUUGUCUGCCUUAUCGUUUGAUGACGAACAUAAUGACGGAUCAUUUCUGGCCUACGACAUCAUAGGUAUUUGUCAUGAGAGAACUGGUAAUUAUCUAGAGGCUGUUGAAAUGUUUGUCCAGGCCGCCAAAGAUGCUAAAACAUAUGAGUGGAUGAACGAAAAUAUGAACCCAUGUCUACUCCGGAUCGGUAUAGUUCUGAACAAGAAAUUUAGAGAGGAGAGAUAAUAUCAAAAUUGACUAUCAAUGUCUCCUUUCUGUAAUUGGAAAAACAGUAUUCAAAAUUUUGUUUAUUUUUACAAAGAAUAUGAAUGGGUGGUUUUUGUUACUCACGCCGUAUAAUUACAAUUGUAUUUUAUAAUGUUUUUGUAUAAUUAAAUAGAUAAGUAUUCAAUUAUG